This is a messenger RNA of Mangifera indica (mango), 1198 nucleotides long. Its product is annotated as VQ motif-containing protein 17-like. The record is from RefSeq and is a predicted model, not a curated record. The coding region runs from base 407 to 973 and encodes 188 amino acids. Gene Ontology annotation, cellular component: nucleus. The transcript has a single exon. NCBI's taxonomy places the organism in Eukaryota, Viridiplantae, Streptophyta, Magnoliopsida, Sapindales, Anacardiaceae.
ACAGACUCAUGAGAUGGAUCCAUCCAUUCCACUCUGGCUUCACUUCUUCCUUAAAAAUGGGAGCUAUAGUUUUAUGACUUUUACUUGGCAGGAAGGCAUAGCCUCCUCUUAUAAGCUAAUUCAUCAUGAAUAUGUAUGUAUGUAUGUAUUUGUACCAAUAAUAAAGCAUAUAUAUCAUAUCAUAACUUAUAAAUUAAACUUGUAAAGUCCAGCUGCGGCUCUUUUUGGUUGGGCAAAUGAAGUCAACCCAAGUAGAGGCAACUUGUCUUAAAUCAAAGGGAUAACAAAUGGGUUAUUAUCAAUAUGUUAUUGAAUAUGCAUACACUUGUAAUUCAUUUUUGCAAGUAGUAAUAAAUGACUUAAAUUGUGGUCCAAUGAAAUAAAUAUAACAUUGCCUUACACAAUCAUGACAUGGAAUGAAUUGCAUCAAGCCAUAUACCUACGUUGCUUCAUUUCACUCUUGUCAUCCAACUUGCAGUUAAUUUUCAUUUGCACCACUCUUGUAUAUUCAACUCUUUUCUUCUCAUCUAUUUCGGCCCCAAUUAUAUGUGCCUUCUUCCAAGCAGAAACCAUGGAAGAGGAAGAUAUGAGGAUGGUGUCAAGUGAUCAUUCAACUCCAUCGUCAACUCAACUGCCCAUGCACAAAAUCAAUUCCCACAAAUUCAAACCCAAGAUUCGGAUAAUUCACAUAUUUGCACCAGAAAUCACAAACACCGAAGUAGCAAAUUUUCGAGAGCUUGUGCAAAGACUCACUGGGAAAGCUGCAGCUGCAGAAACAAAAGGAAUGAUAAUGAAGAAGAAAAGGAAACUUCCAACUAGCAGAUCAAGCUUCAUUCAUCAUGCAAAGCCUGCAGCGAGUUUAUUGCCUACCGGGUGUGGGGAUCAAGUUCAUAAUAUUAAGGAAGACGAAAAUGAGAGUAGUUCAACUGGUUUCUUCGAUGGCUUUACAGAUAUGGAUGGUUUUAUUCAAUAGUUACGUCUAUGAAGUGAUCAUCUUCUGAUUAUCAUUAUUAUGGCAUGGAUGUGCAGGGCGGCAGCUGGAUGACUUUCCUCGUCCUUGGACUUUCUUCUUUUAGUGGCUAUGUAUGAAAUUGAUAUUUUGGUUUAGUUAUUAUUAAUUUUAUAUAUCAUGAUAACUAUGUAAUUAUGAUUCUGAAUAUACAUAAAAUAACCUUUAAUCAGAUGAUGACAUAUUAAC